Recurvomyces mirabilis is the source of this 537-nucleotide messenger RNA. RefSeq lists its product as uncharacterized. The transcript has 2 exons. The record is from RefSeq and is a predicted model, not a curated record. The coding region runs from base 1 to 537 and encodes 178 amino acids. Lineage: Eukaryota; Fungi; Ascomycota; Dothideomycetes; Mycosphaerellales; Teratosphaeriaceae.
AUGGUGACGGGACGACAAUACGCUUAUCAAUGCCCCAUAUGCAUUUUCUCACAUGGACAUGCCGAAGGUCGAACAUGGAAGGGCACGAAUAUCUUCCUUGAUCACGUCUCGACUCAUCGUGGCAAGGAGAUCCCGUCGGAAGUUCUACAUAAGCUUAACAUCAUCAAUGAAUAUGUCGCCGAUGACAAGGAGAACUUCGACCUAAAUCUGUACCCUCCGGGCUUCGAUAGCAAAAGUAGCUAUGGCAGUAGUGAGAGCAGCUUGACGCUCUCGCGAGCUCCGACACAUACUAGUGUUCUGGAGAAGGUCUGGGGUAGGAAAGAUAGUACUGCACCUCCGGCGAUAGACACGAACCAGGCAGCGCAUCGAGGUCAGAUGUUCUCGAAUGUAAGAGAACGGUCGGACUCUGUUGUACCUGGUGCUGAGAAGGACGGCGUGGCUAGGAUCGAGCAUGUGGUGAUUGUUGAACCAUGGAGCGCUGGUCUGAGUGAAUUCCACAAGGAACGCGAUAUCGACUAUCUUAGUGAGGAGUUUUAG